Limulus polyphemus (Atlantic horseshoe crab) is the source of this 611-nucleotide messenger RNA. RefSeq names its product transmembrane protein 14C-like. Gene Ontology annotation, cellular component: mitochondrial membrane. The coding region runs from base 172 to 495 and encodes 107 amino acids. The record is from RefSeq and is a predicted model, not a curated record. The transcript has 4 exons. Lineage: Eukaryota; Metazoa; Arthropoda; Merostomata; Xiphosura; Limulidae. Gene Ontology annotation, biological process: regulation of heme biosynthetic process.
CAUAUUCAUCACAACCUUUGAUCAUAACAUCAGCGACCGAAUGUGUUACGUGUUGGAUAUAUAUGCUGUUAAGAUUAAUUAGUAAAGACAGAAGUAGAGGAUAUUUUAUUGUUUUCAUACAACAGCUUUAACUUCAGUUGUAAAGUUUCUGUUUGUUUUCCUGCUAAGAUAAUGGGUGUAGACUAUGUAUCACUUGGUUAUGCUGCCGCUGUUGCAGUGGGUGGAAUAAUUGGUUACGUCAAAGCAGGAAGUGUCCCUUCUUUAGCUGCAGGCUUAGCUUUUGGUGGAUUGAUGGGAUAUGGAGCUUAUCAAACCUCGCAAGACCCCAAUAAUUAUCUUCUUUCUGUUGUAACAUCAGGUGUAUUGGGAGGUGUGAUGGGUGCUAGAUAUUAUAGAUCUGGAAAGUUCAUGCCAGCAGGAUUAAUUACUCUGCUCAGCUUGGCCAUGGUAUUACGGUUUACUGCUAGAGCACUAAAUAGUGGGUAUCGACGGUAGAUUAGUUUUGAACUGGUGUCAAGGACGUACCCUUUACUGAUUCAUGGGGUUAUUUUCAUUUACCUGUACAUUUCUGGUAUUUGACAAAUAUUAAAACAAAUUGUUUUAUGUGCAUA